This is a messenger RNA of Diaporthe amygdali, 1062 nucleotides long. Its product is annotated as ricin b lectin. The record is from RefSeq and is a predicted model, not a curated record. The transcript has 2 exons. Bases 1 to 1062 code for a protein of 353 amino acids. NCBI's taxonomy places the organism in Eukaryota, Fungi, Ascomycota, Sordariomycetes, Diaporthales, Diaporthaceae.
AUGACGAGAUUCUCUAAGGUCGCAGCAGUGUCGGUGCUGGCCACCACUGCAUAUGCCCAAUGUGGCUCGGCGCCGGACGCCACGGUUGACGGCACAGAGGGCGCCUACACGGCCACAGUAGGCUCGUCCGAGGUGUACUCGGGCAGUGACUACUACACGGCCAUCAAAGAGGCUCUCGACGGCAUCACGUCUGGCCAGACUGUCUCUGUGAUUGCGUCGGGCUCCAUUGGAACGAAUGCCAUCCACAUCGACAGCGGCAAGACGUUCGAGGGUUGCGGCACCAUCACCGCUUCUAUAGCCAAUGGAAAGGGAGCCAUCGAGUCCUUGAACACGAACGAUGUCAACAUCCCCUACCUCAACCUUGCCGGCGAGGUGUACUUCGGCCUGCACUUCUACGGUACGACUGGCCUGACCUUGGGCGAGAUCAAUAUGGACCUUACUGCCGGCAUUGGCAUUCGGUUCGACCGGGACGAGGCCGCCAACUCCAAUGUGAAGAUGGGCACUAUCACCGUCACAGGAGCUAGCUCCCACGCCGUUGAGACCUGGAACAUCGACGGGCUCACUAUCGACUCAGUGAUCGCCAAGAAUGUUGGCGAAUGCGGUCUGCUCCUUCAAAAGACCACAAACGCCCAGGUCGGACUCGUGCAAGGAGAUAACGCCGGCGCCGGAACCGGCUACGCGACGCUGCGUUUCGCGAACCAGAACGGCAUGCUUUCCGAUGGCAGCUACACUACCAACGUGGUCAUCGACAAGGUCGUCUCUACCGGCGGCGGCCGCGGUAUCUUCUGUGUGUCAGAGUCUGGUGGUGCCGAGAUUGGCACGGUUGACCUCUCGGGCAACGAGAACAACGCCAUCCUCAUCGAGAACUGCUACAACGUGGCGAUCAAGGCCGGCACCGUCGAGGGGGGAGGCGAGGUCCGCAUCUCGGCCCGUGACGAGUUCGCCAACACUCGUGACAUCAGCCUCACCCUCGAGGUCAACGACAACUCGGUCAGAGAGUCGCCCUGCUCUGAGAACCCCACCUUCAGCAUCACGGGUAGCGCGACGAUGGAUGUCUGCUGA